AAACGAUUUUCAUCAAGAAAACAAAGCCUUUCUGCUUCAAUACAUCACUUCCUCGGUAACGGUAAUGCAAGGCUGGUUUGUGUAUGUGCGGUAUGCGAGUGUGUACACAUACCGUUUAGCAGUGGUUACAUGGUUGAGCUGAGGAGGCGGUGAGCAGGAAGCAGCAGAGAGCGGAGAUGGGCAUGAGAAUCAAGCUGCAGGGGGCGGAGCACCCCACCAACCUGCUGAAAGAGCUCAACCAGUGCCGCCUGUCCGAGUCCAUGUGCGAUGUGCUCCUGCUGGUGGGCAACCGGACCUUCGCUGCCCACAAGGCUGUGCUGGCCUGCGCCGCGGGCUACUUCCAGAACCUGUUCACCACCGCCGGCUCGGACAGCGCCCGCACCUACAUGGUGGACUUUGUCGCGCCCGCCAACUUCGAGAAGAUCCUCAAUUUCAUCUACACCGCGGAGCUCUUCACCGACCUCAUAAACGUGGGGGUCAUAUACGACGUGGCCGAGCGUUUGGGGGUCAGGGAGCUCAUCAAGGCCUGCCACGCCACGUUCCCCGACCUGGAUGCGGCUGCUUCUAACAAGCACCCCGCAGAUGCCACGCGACCGUCCUGCAAUCGUUCGCCGCCACCCUGCAGCGGAGACCCCAGCCAGGCUGGUGAGGGGGAGAGUGGCAGGAACGGGAAUAUCACACCCGCUGCGGCUGGGGCUACUGUCUUGCUGCCUUUAGCUUCUGCUGUGGUUCAGGCUGAAGAGACGAGGAACCCGCCAGUGGAAAAGGCUAGCUCCAGUGUGCUCCCACUGGUAACCACCAAAGCAGAGGAUCAGGAUUCCUUGAUGGAGUACAGCCAAGCGGCCAAUUCUGUGAGUUCGCAGAAGCAGCAAUCUCCCUCUGCCUUAUCUGUAAACCUGGUGGACAGCCAGCCGCUGCAGCAGAAAGCUACCACCGCAAACCACAACCUGAAAGUACCUCCUUCCCACACCCUCAACCCCACACCGCAGCCGUUCAAGACGGAAGAGGAGAGCCAAGACGAGCUGGGAUUCUUCGCGCCCGAUGCGUACGUCGCUGACGAUGCCACCUCAAACAGCAACACCUGCCUAAGCGGGGAGAACUGCAAGGAACGGCUGUCCGCCGGCAACCAGCAAAUGGACGCCGUCCACUUUGAAAGCUGUUACGAUGACGGGGACCUCUACUUUGACGAUAGCGCGGAGGAUCAGAUGGGCCCACCCGGGGAGGUGAUAGAGCUGAGUGACGACGAAGACGACAGCGAGGAUGAUCUGGUCUACAUUGAGAACGGAGGCCCCGGGGCACGCCAGGGCAAGACCACGCCCUGCAAGGUGUGCGGAAUGGUUCUGGAGCCCAACAUCAACGUGAUCCGAGACCACGGGGAGACGCACCUGGAUGAGUCCGGAGCCUGCAGGGUCUGCAGCGCCAAAUUCCCUGACCGCAACUCCCGGCUGACCCACGUGCUCUCCCAUAUCGGGAUCCUGCUGUUCUCCUGCGACAUGUGCGAGGAGAAGUUCUGCACACAGUGGCAGCUGGCCCUGCACCGCCGGAGCAAUUCCGUCGAGACCAACAUCAUCGUCCAGCCCAACGCCUCCAUCUCUGGGGACCUCAUCGCGGCCAACGGCGGACCAGUCAAGGAAAUCCAGUGCGGAGCCUGCGCGAAAGCCGUGAGCAAGGACUUUCAGGUGGUCCGAGAACACAUCCUGGAGCACCUGAAUGUGAAGACGCUGAGCUGCCGUGUCUGUGAGCGCCCCCAGCAGUCCCUCUGCGGCCUCAUGUGGCACUCCCUGAGCCACGUGGGGCUUUCCAUCUUCUCCUGCGACGUCUGCGCCUGCAGCUUCGUGGACAAGGACCUCCUGGAGAAACACCUGGCACUCCACAGGGGGCGAGAGGAAGGCCGGCCCCUCCUCAAAUGCUUCCUCUGCCCUCAAGGCUUCCUCUCCCACUCGGCUUACCAGUACCACCUCAGCUUGCACAGCAAGGAGCUGGGCCCGGAUGGCUACCAAAAAAUGGCGGAGCUCAACCUCAUGCAGAGUCGGAAGAGGAAAGCGGACCAGCUCCUAGACUCUUCUUCGUGUUCCUCCUCCCCGCUGGAGAGCUCCACGGCUUCCCUCGUCCUCCCUCUGCAGGACAGCCUAGGGGCGGGGGCCAUGAGGACCAAGUGGUACCGCUGCAAGUUUUGUGGCAAGCGCUUCGCCCAUUCGGGGGAAUUCACCUACCACCUCCGGAUUCACACCGGGGAGAAACCUUUCCAGUGCAAGAUCUGCUCAAGGUUCUUCCGGGGGCGGUCGACCAUGAUCUGUCACCUCAAGACCCACUCGGGGGCCCUCAUGUACCGCUGCACGAUCUGCGGACACUACUUCUCCACCCUCAAACUGGUGACCACUCACAUGGAGCUGCACAAGGACGUCCUCCCCCCCGAUUUCAACAUCGAGCAGACCUUCAUGUACAGCGACCACACGAAAGAGCCCCUGCCUUGUCCGGACAGUUCGUUUUAGUGCUGUCCUUGAGGGGUGUGCUGAGACUCUGACUCGGAGUUGCCUUUAAGAAGGAUUUUAUCAGCAGGUAUUAAAUAAAUCAGUUUGUCAACGUGUUGAUUUCAAAACGAGAACAGGUAUCCUUCCCUCACCUUUACAAUCGAGUACCAAUCAGUGACGAUUACCGUCCGCAUUGAGUGUUUUAAAAGCCGGUUGGAAGCAGUACAAAUGCCAGCGCCCCGGAUGAAAGGGACAUGCUCUUCCAGUCAGAGUAUCAGCACACCCCUAGUUAUCUUUUUGUGUUUUUUUUUUUUUUGCUUUUCUGGGUAAUGCUUUAUUUUAAGUGUUAAUUAGUUAAGCAGUUAGUCAGUGUACUACAGGAUUGUUAUAAAGUCUUUUAGGGGCUAGACCGCAGUCGAGUGAAGGUGUGGCAGUAGUAUUGGGCUUGGAGCAGGGAAGUUCAAUAGGUAGCUCUCCAAGUUGAAUCAGUUUUGGUCCGGCGCUAUUUACUGUAUUAACCCAUUAAGUUGAAUUGAGCCCAACCCUGAUUGUCUGAGUGAAAUAAUAUGGACAUUUUACACCUCUGGUUUCAGUUUUCUAGACCGCAACAAAAGCUUUUGUAUUGUCAACCACUGCUGUUUAUCAAAGAUACCCACCUUGUAUUUAACCGCAGAGUAAUUGCAAAAUGAAAGCAGCUAGGUGUGAUUGAAAGCAUUUUUAAAAAAAGAAAGACAUGUAACAAAUUUAAAGGGUUAUAAGAAGUAUUUUUAUUCAGACUUUGUGUCUUUUUGACAUUCAGGGUAUUUUCCCACCCUUUUAAUUAGAAAAAUAUUCACAUUAUUUUUGGCACUUCAGUUGGUUUUGGUAUAGUUAGUUUGAAUAUUUUAAAACGUGUUUGACUCCUGAUAAAAGGGACAGUUUUUUAUAUAUACAGUUGUAGUCUAAAGUUUACAUACCCC
Molecule: messenger RNA, 3430 nt
Organism: Acipenser ruthenus (sterlet)
Lineage: Eukaryota; Metazoa; Chordata; Actinopteri; Acipenseriformes; Acipenseridae
Product: zinc finger and BTB domain-containing protein 39
Exons: 3
Coding region: 177-2492 (771 amino acids)
Biological process (GO): regulation of immune system process; negative regulation of transcription by RNA polymerase II; regulation of cytokine production
Molecular function (GO): protein binding
Source: RefSeq, a predicted model, not a curated record